GCAGUUGAACUAAUGUACACGACAGUGCAAUUAGCAUCUGUGAUGAAGAAAAAAUUGAAUGCCCAAGCAAGCAUCACGCGGAAUUUGGCUAGUAUCUAGCAAUCGCGAUUUUUUGCAAAAUGCAGUCGCAGAUAUUUUGCUCGUAAAUCGCAGGCGAAGGAUAUCAGCAUUCAAAUUUUUCACACGCUGCUAAAUAUUCUGUAUUCCUGACUGUCACAUCAUGAUGAAUGCAACAUUUCCCGGAGAUUAUGGCACACCUCCAGGCACAAUCCAUACAGUCAUUGAGAGAAGAUCUACAGAAAGAAAAUCUCGUUUUUUCAAUCGUUCGCCAUCAAGUCAUUUCUCGCGGUCAGCACGAAAUAGACGCGGGCAUUCGGCAGAUUCGCCAUUUCGUCGAGCGACACCGUUAAGAGCUACUAUAGGACCAGGAACUAUGUUGGGUCCCGGCCACCCGCCUCUGCCUCCGAUGCCUCCGGAGGAUCAGCUGGCGACUAUGUUUGAUCAAGUCUUGAAACAAAUGGAUUUACCAGUCGAUAAAAUGCGUAUAUUAAAAGAAUAUAACAACGAGAAGAAAUGGAAAGUUGUUGUCGAUAGUCAAGGUAUGAAUGCACACGUGGAUCCCGCCAGCUAUCUGACAAAGCUGUCGUAUUUCCUUGAUAAGAAAACCCUAAAGAAAAAUAAGAAAGUUCUUGGAGAUGAGACAUCAACAGCUGUUUUGAAACAUAUUGAAAUCUCAUUAAGAACGAAUAGCGUGGAUUGGGUCAUCCAAUUUCUGAAUCCACCAAAUAAUGGAUUGCAAGUACUCGUAGAAUAUAUGAACCAGCUAUUAUUGGAAGCAUCUGCACAGACAGGCUCCGAUACUCCAACAGGUUCAUCUGUGGACUGCACUGACCAUGUGAUACCAUCAAGCUCAUCGGGAUCAACGAGCGGAUCCAUUUUUAGAAAGAAUCAUACGAUAAGCUCCCGAACAACCAAAGUUAGCAAAAAUGUUGGUGAAUUGGAAGAUGAUGUACAUGUGUGCAUUAUGUGCCUUAGAGCCAUUAUGAACAAUAAGCGUGGUUUUGAACUUGUAUUUGCGGAUUCAAGAGCAAUAUAUUGCAUUGUACGAAGUAUACUGCAUCAGAGUUUGAGAACAAAAACAUUGGUAAUGCAAAUGUUAUCGUCGAUAUGCAUGGUACAAGGUGGACAAGAGCUUGUCAGUGAUGCUUUCGAUCAGUUCCGACUGGACUAUCGUGAACGACAUCGAUUCCAGACUCUUAUGUACUUCAUUAGGAAUCCUCCGGAAUUCCAUGUGGAGUUUUUAUCGUCAGCUGUGCAAUUUCUGGACAUAUUCUCUUCUGUAGAAGAUAUGAAUCAACGAGUGUAUCUACAGUAUGAAUUACAUCUACUGGGCUUAGAUGAUUACAUAGAUGAAAUGGCAGAAUGCCAAUCAGAUGAGCUCCAAGCCCGAAUGUCAGCCUAUGCUAGCGGAGAAAUGGACGUGGCAGCGCUAGUAGAUGAUUCGCAUCAUAAGGCACGGCUACUAGAAGAGUGUGAGCAACUCAGAAGUAAAUUGUCACAGGCGAAUGAGCGCGUACAAGAAGUGGAGGCGAAGUGGAUCACUGACAAAGCGGCACUUGAUCGUCGAUUGUUGGAUCUCGUAAGAGAACGAGAUCGAAUGCAAAAGGAGCAUGAAGCUCAAGAAGGCACAUGGAAGAAAACAAUGAGCGAAAAGGAUAAGCUAGCCAGAGAGAAACAAGCCCGUCUUGAACAGAAAAUACAGGAAUUGGAAGCGAUCCAGAAAACUAUGCAGGCCGGUCUACAAGUACAGCAACAAGGCAAAUCUCCGCCCACACCUCCACCACCCGCACCCGGACCUCAUCGCGAGAACGGCGCCCCGUCACCACCAGCCCCGCCUGCACCACCGUCGGGUCUGCUGGCACCCGUGACCGGAGGACCACCAGCACCGCCUCCACCAUGUGCAAUGUCUAAUGGAGUCCCCAAGUUGUCUGGCGCACCUCCACCACCACCUCCUCCACCACCUGGCCUAGGAAAAGCCGGAGGCGCUCCACCGCCACCACCGCCUGGCUUUAUGUCGACUCCAUCUGGAAAUGCAGCGACUAUCAAGAAAACCUACCAGACAAGGAAUAAGCUACCUCAGCUGAAUUGGACUGCAAUGAAACCGAACCAGGCGAAAAAUACCGUUUUUGAAGAUCUUAACGAUGAAAAGAUUAUCGACAAAUUGGAUUUUUCCAAGCUGGAAGAAAUGUUCAAAUUACAACCUGCUGGUGGUGAUGUAUCCAUGGAAAAUGGCAGUCGUCUAGAAGUUGGAGCCAUAGCCCCUGGUGUAGGCCAACACAGUCCUGGUUCGACUGGAAGUGGUCCGACAAAGAAGAAUACAUUGCUGGAUACGAAGAGAUUGCAGAAUGUUGCCAUCACAAGACGAAAACUUGCACUAGAACCUCGAGCCAUAAUGACUGCAGUACAUCAAAUGGAUCUGAAUACUCUACCAGCUGACAAAGUAGACAUUUUGUCAAGAAUUCUACCACAUGAAGAUGAACGGAAGCUUUAUGCUGAACGAGGCGAUGAUGAAGGUUUAAGUGAUGAGGAUCGUUUUAUGUCAGCUUUAUGUGAGAUCGAACGUCUUGAGCAUAAAUUGAGUGUCAUGCGGGUUAUGGCUGAUUUUGACGAAAGUGCUGCUCUUCUGGAACCGCAAUUUACCCAUGUGACGGCUGCUUCCAAAUGUGCUCGUGAAGCUACCCAGUUCCAUCGAGUUCUGGAAGUUAUCCUAGCUUUCGGAAAUUACAUGAAUAGCGGCAGGAAAGGCAGUGUUUAUGGAUUCCGCUUGGCCAGCUUGGAUUCGCUUGCGAUUUUGAAGUCCCCAUCUGAUCGUAGCCUCACUUUACUGCAUAUGGUUGUUGAAUCGAUAGAACGAUCAUUUCCUGAGCUGAUGAAAUUCAGCGAACAACUGAAAUUUGUUGACAAAGCUGCUGGCGUGCAGUGGGACAGCGUCCUGUCGGAUAUGAAAGAGCUAGAGUCAGGCUUUGAAAUGGCGAGAAAGGAGCGUGCUAUGAAAGGAGAGAAUUGCCCACCACCAUUGGUUAAAUUUUUGGAUACACACGAUGAACGAAUGAAACAGCUACAGGAACAUGCUAAGCUUGCGCAGAGAACCUACGAAGCUUGCAUUGAGUUCUAUGGUGAAUCGGCGAAGACUAUGCCACCCAAUGAGUUUUUCUCAAAACUCAGCAAAUUUAUAGUCAAUUUCAAUCGUUGUAAACAAGAAAAUGACUCUAGAGAAGCGGCUGAAAAGCGUCAACGUGAUGAAGCCGAACGACGAUCGCGUGCAAUGUCAAAAACUCAACAGCACGAUGGUGUGAUCCGCGAAUUAGCGGAAAAAAUGGGCAAUGGAAAUGCUGCGAAACGACAACGUGGCAAAAUUGAUAGUCAACAGAUGGGGCAUGGAGAUUUUGAGAAACUGAUGAGUGGUCUCAAAGAAACCUACGCGGUUUCGCCCUCACCGAAUAUGCCAACACCGUCACGACGAAAAGUAAGCGCCAGUCCGUCGCCAGCACCACGAGUGGGACCACCGGUGGCUGCGAAGACUCGAGUAGUGGCAGUUGAACGUGACAGACAAUGAAAAGAAAGCGAACUUCAAACGGCUUGAGAAUAGGUACCACGCCAUUGAAAUCCAAUUUUUGACACAUUUUUUAAUGUGACACAUUAGAAAUUUUAAUCUUGAAUCAUCCCUCUCUCACAUUUAUCCACUUCAAUCCCUGCCUCGUUACGGGUCGCCUUGUGACAAUACACCAGAUAAAUUUUCAACUGACAACCUCUGUCUAUACUAGUAUUACUCGCGUUUGAACUGCAUUUUCUCGCCUCAACCCGCUGAUGAGGUCUUAUGGGCGACAUUUAGGUGGCUAUACUUAGUGAAUAACUCUCCUUUUCUACCCGGUGACUAUGCGGCUAAAAUAGUUUUUUUUUCUUAUCUGCGAAUGUAACUUUUAUACUACGCAACUCGAAAUGUCUUCAAAAAAAUCUUUUUGCUUUGCCAGAAUUUUUAUGUAUCAAAUACGCAAAAAAUAUUCUCUCUCCCUUGUGGGGCUGGAAACGUAUUCAGUAUCACAGUAUUACUUCGCCCCCCCCUUUUUUUGCUCGUUCCGCCUUUCUUCCUUUCUUCCUCUUUUGCGUUUUAUGCAUCCCUUCAAUCAAUAUGUAUAUAGCUGUAAUAUUUUAAUGUAUUUUCUCUCCUCUUUUUUUAGACUCUCGGUACCUGUAUGACCACCCAGAAAGUCUUCGUUGACCUCUUGUCAUAAGCUUGUUAAUGAGAGUAUAAUAGAGUUUCUUCUUUUCCUACUCGAUUAUCAUCAAUAAAACUUGAAGUUC
This is a messenger RNA of Cylicocyclus nassatus, 4362 nucleotides long. The record is from the annotation of a GenBank genome assembly. NCBI's taxonomy places the organism in Eukaryota, Metazoa, Nematoda, Chromadorea, Rhabditida, Strongylidae.